Messenger RNA from Zingiber officinale, 1593 nucleotides. RefSeq lists its product as uncharacterized. The transcript has 3 exons. Lineage: Eukaryota; Viridiplantae; Streptophyta; Magnoliopsida; Zingiberales; Zingiberaceae. The coding region runs from base 1 to 1593 and encodes 530 amino acids. The record is from RefSeq and is a predicted model, not a curated record.
AUGGAAACCUUCCUGAAGACACAAUUCGAUACGUGGAUGAUAAUCAAGACCGGACUACAACUCACAUCUGACGAAGACGGCAAGGCGACACCAUGCGAAAAAUGGGAAUCUACCACAAUCAAGAAGGUGGAAGCUGAUGUCAAAGCGACCUGCAUCCUCCAGUGUGGGCUGACCAAGGAGGAGCUCAACAGAGCUGCGGACAUCAUCAUGGACUCGGUCAUGGCCGGUGUUCUGAAGAGAAAGGCGGCCACUCUGGAAGCCAUGGCGGCCAGAGAAAUGGAAGCUUUGGGUAUCCAGCCGGUCAGCUCCCGCGAAGGAGAGAGCGGGACUCAAGCUGAGCCGGCCGCUCCUUCUCAGCAAGAUGUGGCCAGCGGAGCCACCCCUUCUGAAAAACCAACCACCCCCGAGGCAGGUUCCGCUCGGGAAGAAGAGCAGCCUCACCAAAAGAGGCGUCGAGUGGAGACCUCCGUGCGGUCGGCAACCUCCACGAUCCACCCAUCCGAGCGGGUAACUGAAUCUGAUCGGGGCAAGGCGCCGGAGACAGAAACCAUCUCGUCCGACCAGACACCUUCGGACUGGGAAGAGCCAGCUGCUCCGGUGGAGGCUAUUCCCAUCAGCAUCCUUCCGCCCGCUCGCUAUUCAACCCAACGUUCGACCAUUCAUUCCCAGUUCUCCGCGCCGACCUCUGACCCCCUUCCAACCGCCGGUACAACACCUGGUCGCGGGCGCACAGUUCGGGUCACCCUUCAUCUUCCCACCGAAGAGCUGCUCCCAGAGGCCGAUCGGCGAUCGGCGCAUGAGCAUACAAUCACCAUGAAGGGCCCACUGGCUGAGAUGUGGGCAGACGCUCGGGCGCGGGUCGCAAUGAUCCCCCUCAGCAAAUUGGCCGAUAGCCACAUGGAGCAGGCCACUGGGCGAUGGGUCGAGGAAAUAGUGGUCUCCAGCCGUCUGGCUGAGGUGGAAGCGGAGUUGAAGCAACUGAAAGCUUCAAAUGGUCCGUCCGGCUCCUUAGGCCCGACAUAUGCCGAGCUGCAGAGGCAGCUCAAGGAGACCCAGGAUCAGUUGACGGCCGAGCAGAAGAAGACAGCUGAUCAAGCCCAUUAUCUGGCCGAGUCCGAGCGGAAAAUCAAGUCACUCGACCAGAAGCUGACUCUGGCCACCACCCGGAAGAACACCGCCAUCUCCGAUCUGGAGAAAAAGAACGUGGAGGCCCGAGGCCUGGAGCAGAAGGUGAAGGAGCUGAUGGAGCAGCUCGACGCCGAGAAGACUGACCGCUCGGCUGAUGCGGCCAAGCAGAAGGAGGAGCUGAAGCAACUGCAAGAGGCUCUCACUGCUUCUCAGGCGACCUUCAAAGAAUAUCAGGAGGGCGAGCCGACCCGCGCCGCUGCUUUGCGCCAAGGUUACAUUCGCUCGCCAGCAUUCUUUGAAAAAAUCUGCGAGCGGAUGUACACGGCCUUUGACCUCGCAAUGACGGCCACCACCAACUUCUUGAAGUCCAAGGGUCAGCUCCCCGAAUACUUCGUCCUUCCAGCUAAGGACCAGGCGGCGGUGCUCAACGACAUCCCUACGACACUUUACGAUUAUUUAGAAUAG